AUGGGGGUGAAGCUUGCCCAGCAGUCUCUGGUCGACCCGGAGGUCUGCAGGGGCAUGCAGCAGCGAAUCCUGGAGCGACGCCUCCGAGUGGCGUCGACGCCUAACGACGACCCGUGUCUCUCGGCUGCCCAACCGAGCGAGCAGAGGUCUUCCGCCUCCGCUUUACCGGGCGGCUCCUGGGCGGACUUCAUGGACGUUAACUCCCCCCUGCCUCCUUUGUUCGACGACCAGUUGUUGGACGAAGGUCAGGUCGGAGCGGAGGAGGAUGAUGAUGAUGAGGCGUUCGCGCACCUCCUCGGUGAGAACGAGGACGACGAGGAGGAUGGCGUUCACCCGCUAACCCAAGCUAGCAGACCAGCUAGCGCUGCUAGCGGCAGCCCCGUUCAGGCGGAUUUCAGCCUCCUCGAGGUCUGCAGGAGAGCCGCAGCGAAGCUCAAAAUUGACUGGCCUGCCCCGCAGAACGAUGCAGGGGCAGCGAGAGACAUUUUCGAUGGUAAACGCCUGCCCUCGCGAGCUCCGUCAGCGAAACAACUCCUCCCCGCUGUCCCGGCGUGUGUGGCCGAGAUGAAGCGUUUCUGGGACAAACCCUUUUCCCAUCGGGUGCCUGUCAAAGGUUUCUCCGUAGUGGACGUUCAGGGGAUGGACGAGCUUGGGCUUUCCGCCCCUCCGGCGGUCGAGGCGUCCGUCGCCCAUCAUCUGCACCCGACCUGGAGAACCUCACUCUCCGUGGGUAACCUGACCCUGCCUGAGAAAAUGGACCGCUUCACGGCGUCCAUCUAUCAGAAGAUUUAUAAGUCGUCUAGCCUGGCCGUCAGGGCCCUCAACGCUACCACUCUUCUAACAGCCUACCAGGCUGAGCUGCUGGACGAGAUGGAGUCUCAGCUGGACUCCGGCACCCCGAAUCCAGCUCUUUGGGAGGAGAUAUGCUACAUUACGGACCUGAAUCUCCGCACCUCUCGCGGCGCCAUCCAAAGCUGCGGCCGCACCAUGGGUCUGGCUGUCGUGGGGGAGAGGUCGUUGUGGCUAAAUCUAUCGACCCUAAACGACAAGGAAAAGGUGGAUCUCCUCGAUGCUGCCGUCGACCCGAAAGUGCUUUUCGGCCCCGCAAUCGCUGCUAUGCGCACGAAGUGUGACCUGCAGAAGGAGAACGAGGCGUUUGAUGUUUGCCUGCCUCGCAAACCGGCACCCCGCCCCGCCUCGGCUCGCGCUCCUGCGCCACCCCCGCAGCAGCCGAGGAGCUUCCAGCAGCCGGCCAGGGCACCCAGGCCCCAGCAGGCUGAGCAGCAGGCCGCGGGCAACCAGCCGAGGGCGUCAGGCCCGAGGUCUUGGGCGAGGAAUUCCUUCUCCGCGGCCGCCGCCAGGCACCGACCUGGCAACCCUCAGGGGAACAAGAAGAGGCGAGAGACACCUAAGUAUCUCGGGGAGGGCGCUCCAACACAACAAAUGAAACACAUAGGCCCCCUUGCGCCUCGUAUAGAGGCUUGGCUUGCGUGCGGAGCUCACCCUUGGGUACUCUCCACCGUAUUAAAAGGCCUUCGGUUACAACUAAUAAGGAGGCCACCUCCGUUCAACGGAAUUUUAGCUUCAGUGGCCCAGGGCGAAUCAGCUCGGGUUCUGGAAGCCGAAAUAGCUUCCCUUUUAGAAAAGGGCGCUAUACAAAAAGUCCCGGAGGGGGAAACGAGGAAGGGUCAUUACUCCCGUUACUUCCUGGUUCCCAAACGGGACGGGGGGCUUCACCCUAUCCUCGAUUUACGUAUUCUGAACGGUCAUUUAAGAAAAUUCACCUUCAGAAUGCUCACUCACAAAGCACUGUUCAGCUCUAUCCGGCCAGGGGACUGGUUCACUACGGUAGACCUGAAGGACGCAUAUUUUCACAUAGGCGUGCUACCCGCGCACCGAAAAUAUCUGAGGUUUGCAUAUCAGGGCACGGCUUACGAGUACCUACAGGUCCCAUUCGGGUAUGCACUCGCGCCCAGAUGUUUUACCAAAUGCAUCGAGGCGGCUCUAACUCCGCUGAGACGCUCGGGGCUCAGAAUAUCAGCAUUUAUAGACGAUUAUCUCCUAUGCUGUUCAACCAAAGCGCAGUCGGAGCGAGACACGGCUCUUCUCGUCUCCCACCUAAAUCUAGGUUUCAACAUCAAUCUCAAAAAGAGUUGUUUGAUUCCCUGCCAAAGGAUCCAGAUAAAUUCUAUUUCCUAUCGCGCUAUACUGUCACAGAGACGCGUCGAUUCAUUUCGGCAAAGUCUGUCUCAAUUCCGCGACGGAGGGCAUGUUCCAUUCAGAGCUUGCCUUCGUCUAGCUGGCCUGAUGGCUUCGACCCUGGCUGUCGUUCCGUUGGGGCUAUUGAGAAUGAGGGACUUUCAGCGUUGGAUUCUAACGCUACGUCUCUGCCCACGGAGGCAUCUACGCCGCACAGUGCCGGUCACUGCGCAAUGUCUCGCAGCCUUGCACUGGUGGCGGGACCCCGCGAUCUUCCUCACAGGGACCCCCCUGGGCAUGGUGUCUCUGAGGAAAGUGGUAACUACAGACGCUUCCCUGACAGGCUGGGGAGCGGUGUACGAAGGCAGAGCGGUGAACGGCGUCUGGCCUCUGCACCUCCGCAGCCACCACAUAAACGCCCUGGAGCUGAUGGCAGUGAUUUUGGCGUUAAAACACUUUCUCCCCCUCAUCCGCAACUGUCAUGUUUUGAUCAGGUCGGACAACACAACCGUGGUCGCUUACAUCAACAGACAGGGCGGAACGCGCUCCCCGCAGCUUCACAAGCUGGCGCGCGGUCUUGUGCUGUGGUGCAGCGUGCAUCUGGCAUCGAUACGCGCCACACACGUCCCGGGAGUCCUGAACAGUGGAGCAGAUCUCCUCUCCAGGGGGAACCCUCUGUACGGAGAGUGGAGGCUUCAUCCUCAGGUGGUCGAGAUGAUUUGGGAGAGGUUCGGCAAAGCUGCCGUAGAUCUCUUCGCCUCGCACGUAAGCGCGCACUGUCCCCUCUACUUCUCGCUGGCGGACACAGAUGCGCCUUUGGGUGUGGACGCUCUGGCUCACCCGUGGCCAAACGUGCUGCUUUAUGCGUUUCCUCCAAUGAGUCUCAUCUCAUCUCACCCACGCUCGCGAUGUUGCUAA
Molecule: messenger RNA, 3117 nt
Organism: Sardina pilchardus (European sardine)
Lineage: Eukaryota; Metazoa; Chordata; Actinopteri; Clupeiformes; Clupeidae
Molecular function (GO): nucleic acid binding
Source: RefSeq, a predicted model, not a curated record